AAGAUGUUCGUCUUUCAUAUCUAGUCAACGGGAAAAUCUUAAAGCAAUUGCUUUUAACAAAUAAAAAUAGCUAAUGCAUCCCAAUUUGCAUUUCCAACACGAAAAUCAGUGAAGCCUUUUAGUGGAAACUCCGUGAACAGAAAAUGUACAAAGUUUCAAACUUUCGGCCAAAUCCAAAAGGCUCUUAUGAACCAACUGAAAGAAAUCCAUGCCUAUACUCUCAGAAAUGGCAUAGACCAUACCAAAAUUCUCAUCGGGAAGCUACUUGAGAUCCCAAAUCUCCAAUAUGCACAUUUGCUCUUUAUCCAUACACCCACGAAGCGAACUGCGUUUAUCUACAACAAGCUCAUCCAAGCCUUCUCUCUCCAUGGACAACAACGUCAAAGCUUAUCGCUUUACUCUCAAAUGCUUCUUCAAGGAUGCCCACCAAAUGAAUACACUUUCAACUUCCUCUUUUCAGCAUGCACUUCUUUGUCUUCUUCUUCCCUUGGACAAGCCCUCCAUACCCAUUUCAUCAAAUCGGGUUUUGAACUCGACCUGUUUGCCUCCACGGCUUUGCUUGAUAUGUAUGCUAAGAUGGGUAUGUUGGAGUUUGCACGCAAGGUGUUUGAUGAAAUGCAUGUGCAAGAGAUACCCACUUGGAAUGCUAUGAUUGCAGGCUAUGCAAGGUUUGGGAAUAUGGUGGGGGCAGAGGAAUUGUUUUUGUUGAUGCCUCCUAGGAAUGUGGUUUCAUGGACGGCCAUGAUUUCUGGCUAUUCUCAGAACAAACAAUAUGAGAAGGCCUUGGAGUUGUUUAUGAAAAUGGAAAACGAGAAGGUUUUAAAGCCCAAUGAAGUAACCUUAGCAAGCAUUUUACCAGCUUGUGCAAAUCUUGGGGCGCUAGAGAUUGGGCGGAGGAUUGAAGCCUAUGCUAGAAAAAAUGGAUUCUUUAAGAAUGUAUAUGUGAGCAAUGCUAUAUUGGAGAUGUAUGCCAGGUGUGGUGAGAUCGAUAUUGCUUGGCGUUUGUUUGACGAGAUUGGAAGUCACAGAAAUUUAUGCUCUUGGAAUUCAAUGAUCAUGGGUUUGGCUGUUCAUGGACAAUGUGCUAUGGCUCUUGUGCUUUAUGAUCAAAUGCUAAGAGAAGGAACCACGCCUGAUGAUGUGACAUUUGUGGGACUCCUCAUGGCAUGCAUCCACGGAGGUUUGGUUGAAAGAGGCAGGCAAAUCUUUAAUGCAAUGACAAAUGAUUUCCACAUUAUACCCAAACUACAACACUAUGGUUGCAUGGUUGAUCUCCUAGGCCGUGCUGGGAAAUUGAGGGAAGCUCAUGAAACCAUACUAAGUAUGCCGAUGAAACCAGACUCAGUAGUAUGGGGUGCUCUUUUGGGAGCUUGCAGCUUCCAUGGAAAUGUUGAGGUGGCUGAGAUAGCAGCUGAAUCACUUUUUGCCCUUGAACCUUGCAACCCAGGCAACUAUGUCAUUCUCUCCAACAUUUAUGCAUCAGCUGGUCAAUGGAAUGGAGUUGCAAAGCUCAGGAAAGUGAUGAAGGGUGGCCAAAUAACAAAGGCAGCUGGGUAUAGUUUGAUUGAAGAGGGAGGCCAACUUCAUAAGUUCAUCGUGGAAGAUAGAUCACAUUCAAAAAGUGAGGAAAUAUUUGCUUUACUAGAUGGAGUUUAUAGAAUUAUAAAGCUUCAAAGAAGCACAUUUGAUUUUCAUUCUAUACUUGAUUUGAACAACUACUCAUAGUAUGUCAUCAUGGUGGAUUCCCCAAAACAUAAUUGCAGAAACGAACUGCGUGUGUGUCGA
Molecule: messenger RNA, 1785 nt
Organism: Prosopis cineraria
Lineage: Eukaryota; Viridiplantae; Streptophyta; Magnoliopsida; Fabales; Fabaceae
Product: pentatricopeptide repeat-containing protein At5g08510
Exons: 2
Coding region: 187-1725 (512 amino acids)
Biological process (GO): RNA modification
Molecular function (GO): RNA binding; protein binding
Source: RefSeq, a predicted model, not a curated record